AUGCUAAAGGCGGCCAAAAGAUACGGUGCGCGCCUCGACGUACGGAAUCCCACAGAUGCCCUGAAAGAGGCCCUGCCGGUGUGGUCACACAUCAGCCCUCUCUCGGGACGAGUCAUGCCAAACUCCAAGACAGCAAAAUGCCUGAGAGAGUGCCACAACAUAAGCACGGUAGGCGCAUGUACCACGCUUGCGCGACGCCUUCGUCCGGACGCAGCAGCUACUAACCCGCACACCGCGUCCGCCAGAUGUACAUGUGAUCCGUGCACCGCGCAUCGUAAUGUUCGGGGAUGUAAGAACCCGCACAAAUGUGCGAUGGCGGCGCGCGAGCUGCUAAGAAAGCUGUCGCCCGCGUGGGCCCCAGGCAGCACGGCGCACAGUGACGGUCUCUCUCUAACAAAGUCGCGCAAGAGGAAGAACGAAGAAGCGAGAAGCCAGAACGGCAAAUUGCGCUUCGACCCCUCGGUGUCGUCGACAACCCCACUAACGGACGCAAUACGUAUCUUCACAACAAGCAAUGAGCGACUCACCAUAGCUAGAAGGGCGCCGCGCCCGUUCAACGUCCCGACGGAGGAUGUCACCGUGUACACGGACGGCUCCUUCAAAAACGACGCCGCGGGAGGGCCACGUUGUGGGUCUGGUGUCUGGUUCGCACACGAGGACCCUCGUAAUAUCGCACAGCGUGUACCUGGGCCUGUGCAGUCGAACCAAGUCGCUGAAAUCUACGCAGUCUCAUUAGCAGUGCAUGCGGCUCCCCCUUUUGCUCCACUCACCAUUAUCUCCGAC
Trametes versicolor FP-101664 SS1 is the source of this 783-nucleotide messenger RNA. Its product is annotated as RNase H. Gene Ontology annotation, molecular function: nucleic acid binding; RNA-DNA hybrid ribonuclease activity. The record is from RefSeq and is a predicted model, not a curated record. The annotation marks the transcript as partial. Lineage: Eukaryota; Fungi; Basidiomycota; Agaricomycetes; Polyporales; Polyporaceae. The transcript has a single exon.